UGUCCUCUUCCUUCUUCUCUCUCUCUCUCUCCUCUUGGUGGCUCCUUGUUAUAGAAGUAGAAGCCCUUUUUGCUACUGCUCCUUUCUAAUUUCGUGUUACCUGAUCGUGGGUUCCCCUGCAGGAAAAAUCCGAUCUUUCUUUCUGGGUUUCUGCAAUUACCGAUUUAUCUGAUCAUGGCGGUCGUUGAGAAAGUCGGAGGAGCUGAUACAGAGGUUGGUGCUGCGAUCUCCCCAUCGCCGCCGUCUUCCGUCACUAGUCAAGGAUCAGGAGAUCUGGGUGAAAAUGGUGAGAUCAGAUCCGAUGGUGGGGGAGAGAGCUUCAAGCGUGAGAUGAGAGAGCUGAAUGAGCUUUUAACUAAGCUCAACCCCAUGGCUAAAGAGUUUGUUCCUCCCUCCCUCACUAAGCAAGGAGCUAACGGUGGUUUCUUCACCGUCCCUGAUUCUUUCCCCGUCAACGAAGACGGCGGUUUUCGACGGAAGAAGUCGUUCGGACCACCACAAGGGAAACGGAGGAUGAAUCCUCGGACAAGUAUGGCUCAGCGUGAAGACGUCAUUCGAAGAACUGUCUAUGUGUCUGAUAUUGACCAACAGGUCACUGAGGAGCAGCUUGCUGGUUUGUUCAUCGGCUUUGGACAGGUUGUUGACUGUCGCAUUUGCGGGGACCCAAACUCAGUACUUAAGUUUGCUUUCAUCGAGUUCACUGAUGAAGGGGGUGCAAGAGCUGCGCUGAAUCUGUCUGGGACGGUGCUGGGAUUCUAUCCUGUGAAGGUUAUGCCGUCCAAAACUGCUAUUGCACCGGUUAACCCGACGUUAUUGCCUAGGACUGAAGAUGAGCGUGAGAAGUGUGCGAGAACUAUCUACUGCACUAACAUCGACAAGAAGGUCACUCAAACGGACAUAAAACUCUUCUUUGAGGCUGUGUGUGGAGAGGUAUUACGUCUGAGGCUUUUGGGAGAUUAUCAUCAUCCAACUAGAAUCGGUUUCGUUGAGUUUGUCAUGGCUGAAAGUGCAAUAACGGCUCUCAAUUGCAGUGGCGUGCUUCUUGGUUCUUUACCCAUAAGGGUGAGUCCCUCAAAGACACCUGUUCGUUCCCGUGCUGUCCCUCGACAACAACAGUAACAGCUACAAGUUUAUUAUACAUAUAUAUAUCUCUGCUCUCACCGGCAUGUAAAGAUGUUUGUCUGAAACUCUUAAAGUCUUUUGUUUUCCUAUGUGUAAUGCUUGGAAGCUUGAUGAUGCUUCUGUUGUCUUUUGCUUUGGGAUACUUUUGGGUCGUAGGGAGUUUUAAUUUCGAUGUGGGUUUUAACUUUUAGAGAAAAGAAGUUACACAGAGCAGAAGAGAGAAACACUGAGAGUGAGGUUUGAAGAUUGUCUCUGUUAAUGGGAGUUUUUAGUUAUUUAUACUGUUGUUGUUGCUCUUGGACUUAUUAGAAACCUGCUUUUGUUCGUAAAUGUUCUACAUUUUAUAUUUA
This is a messenger RNA of Raphanus sativus (radish), 1472 nucleotides long. RefSeq names its product polyadenylate-binding protein-interacting protein 12-like. The coding region runs from base 175 to 1119 and encodes 314 amino acids. Gene Ontology annotation, molecular function: RNA binding. NCBI's taxonomy places the organism in Eukaryota, Viridiplantae, Streptophyta, Magnoliopsida, Brassicales, Brassicaceae. The transcript is spliced from 8 exons. The record is from RefSeq and is a predicted model, not a curated record.